AUGGAGCGCAGGCGCGCUGCCGGGGUUUCCAUGGUGAUGGUAAACACGCCCAACCGCCUGGACCACAACGGCCAGCCACGAAAAGCGGCCGCUGAGCUGGUGGGAAGGCUGCGCUGUCAGGUGUCGGUGAUGCUGGGCCCCGGGGGAGGCGAGGGCUCCGUGGUCAAGCUCCGCGGGCUGCCCUGGUCCUGCUCGGCCGCCGACGUGCAGAAUUUCCUCUGCGGCUGCGUCACCCGCGACGGGGCGGCCGGCAUCCAUUUCAUCUACACCAGGGAAGGCAGGCAGAGCGGCGAGGCUUUCGUCGAACUCGAGUCAGAAGAGGACGUGAAACUGGCCCUGAAGAAAGACAGGGAGAGCAUGGGUCACCGGUACAUCGAGGUGUUCAGGUCCCACCGAGCCGAGAUGGACUGGGGGUUGAAGCGCAGCGGCCCGAGCAGCGGCGACGCGGCCCAGGACGGCUUCGUGCGGCUGCGAGGCCUCCCGUUCGGCUGCACCACGGAGGAGGUCGUGCAGUUCUUCUCGGGGUUGGAGAUCGUGCCCAACGGGAUCACGCUGCCUGUGGACGCGGAGGGCAAGCUCACCGGGGAGGCCUUCGUGCAGUUUGCGUCCCAGGAGUGGGCGGAGAAGGCCCUGGGGAAGCACAAGGAGAGGAUCGGGCACAGGUACAUCGAGGUGUUCAAGAGCAGCCAGGAGGAAGUCAGGACGUACUCGGACCCCGCUCUGCGGUUCCUGUCCGUCCCGCGGCCGGGGCCCUACGACCGCCCGGGCGCAGCCAGGAGGUACCUUGGCGUCCUCAAGCAGGUGGGCUUGGAGAGGAUGAGGCCCGGCGCGGGCUACGGGGCCUACGAGGAGCACAGCGGCCUCAGCGACGGCUACGGCUUGAGCGCGGCCCUGCUGGGCAGAGACCUGAGUUACUGCCUCUCGGGGGUGUACGACCCCAGGUACGGAGAUGGCGCGCUGGCGGCCCCGGGGACCACGGGCCACUGCGUGCACCUGCGGGGGCUGCCGUACAAAGCCACGGAGAACGACAUUUACAGCUUCUUCUCUCCCCUCAGCCCCGUGAGGGUCCACAUUGAGGUCGGCCCCGAUGGCCGAGUGACCGGCGAGGCGGACGUGGAGUUCGCCACCCACGAAGAAGCGGCCGCCGCGAUGUGCAAAGACAGGGCCAACAUGCGGCACAGGUACAUCGAGCUCUUCCUGAAUUCCACGGCGGCGGCCAGCGACGGGGCGCACGGCAGCCAGGUGCUGCAAGGCCCGGGGGUGCCCGCCCCGCCCACCUGCGCCGGCCUCCAGAGCCCGCCCGUCGGGGGCUGCUUCGCGGCGGGGUACAGCGGCCAGGGCAGCGCGGCGGGGUACGACUAG
Molecule: messenger RNA, 1362 nt
Organism: Molossus molossus (Pallas's mastiff bat)
Lineage: Eukaryota; Metazoa; Chordata; Mammalia; Chiroptera; Molossidae
Product: heterogeneous nuclear ribonucleoprotein F-like
Exons: 2
Coding region: 1-1362 (453 amino acids)
Biological process (GO): regulation of RNA splicing
Cellular component (GO): ribonucleoprotein complex; nucleoplasm
Molecular function (GO): RNA binding
Source: RefSeq, a predicted model, not a curated record